Messenger RNA from Astyanax mexicanus (Mexican tetra), 2258 nucleotides. RefSeq names its product transmembrane protein 138 (gene tmem138). The record is from RefSeq and is a predicted model, not a curated record. Gene Ontology annotation, cellular component: cilium. Lineage: Eukaryota; Metazoa; Chordata; Actinopteri; Characiformes; Acestrorhamphidae. The coding region runs from base 813 to 1301 and encodes 162 amino acids. The transcript is spliced from 6 exons.
UAUGGGAGACGUCGUCGUCCCUCUGUUGGCCACGGUAGGUUUGUCCGCUUGUUUAUGAGGAGAGGAAUCAGUUCUGUUCACACCGGAGUACACAGCCCGCUGCUGCUCACCGCGCUGAAUAAACAGAGUGACCUCUGCCUGCCUGCCUGCCUGCAAACUGCCUACAUGCGUAUAGCUCCUUGAAUAAUAGAGGCUGGCUGUGACUCACAGGACUGAUGAACAGUGAGUGUGCUGAUGAACGAGGGAGAGGAGGCCAGUGUGGCACUGAUGUGCACAAGAGUUUAUCUGCAGCUCAUUGGAAAAGUUUCUGAUGACAUCAUCCAUUGAACUUAAUACACCUGAUGGGGAGACAAUUUCAGCCUGAUUUCUAUUCUGAUGACAAGAUGAUAAAUAGAGAUAAAAUUGCCUUUUCCACAAUGGUUGUGACAAGAGCACUAUAGCUGACCAUGUGCAAGAGUUUGUAAACAUACUGUGCAGCUAAACUUCUGACCCAUUUCCUUUGGCCUCAGUUCUCUGGUUGUACCCCAGCAGAAAUACUCAACAAAAGGACAAGACAUCCUAUCACUGGAAGGAGUCUGUCUCAUUUAAAUUAACACUUCCUGUUUUUGCUCUAAAGAGCAACAUUUCUUUUACUACACUUUUUUGACUUACAAACUUGCAUGGAGAAGUGCUGAGGACGUCGUUUUGGCUGGUUUACCAUCACAGUCAAAAAGAAUACCCCUGGAAGCCAGCACCAAAGUGGCUGAAGGACUUACUAAAGCCCCCUCUGUGAGCUCCUGGGCUGGAGCUCUGGGGCAACACUGAACCCUGAGAUGCUCCAGACCAACAAUUACUCGCUGGUCCUACUGAUCCAGCUGGCUCUUUUGGCUUUUGACCUGUUUGUGAACUCCUUCAGUGAACUUCUGAGGGCAGCCCCAGUCAUCCAACUAGUGCUCUUCAUAAUCCAGGACAUUGCCAUCCUUUUCAAUGUGAUCAUUAUCCUCCUGAUGAUGUUCAACACGUACGUGUUCCAGGUGGGGCUGGUGUCUUUGCUUCUGGAGAGGUUCCGAGCAUUACUGAUGCUUUCUGCUCUCUACCUCACCCUCAGCAUCAGCCUUCACUGCUGGGUCAUGAAUCUGAGGUGGAUGGAGUCAAAUAGUUUUGUAUGGACGAAUGGCUUACAGGUGCUCUUUGUGUUCCAGAGGCUAGCUGCUGUAUUAUACUAUUACUUCUACAAGCGCACAACAGAGUACUUAGGAGAUCCGAGAUUAUAUGAGGAUUGCCCUUGGCUCCGUGAUGCUUUUGCUCGUGCUCGACAGUGAUCCAGACCUGAGGAACAUCUUUAGGGUGAAACUACUGUGUUUGGGUCGUGAUGGAUCCCUGGGGAAUGCAGUAAAAGGAAUUAAAGAGACUCUCAUGUUGAGCCUCAAUGCAUGCACAAGCAUAACCUUAAUACAACAGUGGAUGAUGCUACGUCCAUGACUUCCUUUGGGACGAAAUGCACCGACAUUGAAACUGAAGAAAAAAAAAAAUCUUUCAUAUUCAGUUCAUAGAAAUAAACAAAACUCAUGAAGCAGAUUACAAAUAUCUACAUCAUGAGUGUCCAUUAUGUACUUUUUGUUUCUUAAUUGGCAUCUAGAAAAUCCAAAUAUAUAUAUAUAUUUUUUUCAAACAGCGGCACAGUUUCAACUGCUGAUAUUUAUUAUUUCACAGUACUGAAUGUUGAAUUUUGUAUCAAAUAUUACAUUUAUUUAUGUAUUUUAUAUUUUAUAAGUUGUUUUGUCUCGGUCUACUGAUGAAAAAUGCCUAUUGAAAGGUCUUAAGAUGUGCUUGUGAUAAGAAUAUUUGUAAAUGUCUGCCUUUUUUGAAACCGAGCAAGUUUUUGGUGAAUGCGACUUAUUUUACUGUCUCAUUUUUAUUUCUUUUAUAUGUCUUCUUUUUUUUCUUUUUUACUUGAGUUCAUAAUGACCAUUCAACUAAAAUGAGAAUUCUCAGGAUAUGUUCCAUUUCAAAAUUUAAUGGUUAAGAAAAUGUGAAAAAAGUGCCUCACUUGUAAUUAUGCAGGUUGCAGUAAGUGUGCAGUAUCAUAAUGUACAGUAGUAACAUCCCUGCAUUGUCUGUUAAUAAAGGGUAGCAUUAAGAUUCAGCAUAGCUAUGAAUCUCAGUCAGUAGGUUUUCAGUUUUCACUACAGUGACACUGUUUACUCCUUUUGUGAAUUUCAUGUCUGCAACUUUAGAUCUGUGUUCAGGUGAUAAAAAAAAUGUUUUAAAUUUCGGUA